Dinoponera quadriceps is the source of this 11073-nucleotide messenger RNA. RefSeq names its product C2 domain-containing protein 5. Gene Ontology annotation, molecular function: calcium-dependent phospholipid binding; calcium ion binding. NCBI's taxonomy places the organism in Eukaryota, Metazoa, Arthropoda, Insecta, Hymenoptera, Formicidae. Gene Ontology annotation, biological process: positive regulation of protein targeting to membrane; positive regulation of D-glucose transmembrane transport; protein localization to plasma membrane. The transcript has 15 exons. Gene Ontology annotation, cellular component: plasma membrane. Bases 311 to 5449 code for a protein of 1712 amino acids. The record is from RefSeq and is a predicted model, not a curated record.
ACGAAAUCGUCAGGCAAAUUCUGUCACGCGUUUCGCCGGAGCCGUGUAUUUUCUUGCAUUGUGCGAUUUGCCAGUUUGUAUCAAGGAUAAGAGAGAUAUGUGAGAUCGCGAUUGCUGAUCGAGAAGAUGUAAUUAGUCAUUGACAAAAUAUUCAUUAUUGCUCGUGAAACGUCAAUUUGAUCAAAUGCAGUACGCGCUUCUAUUGCCUUAAGAAAGUGUCUGACGAGCCUUUACUUGUUGUUCGUAAUAUCCUGGGAAUUAUUUAAGCGAACGUGUAUCGAGAUCGUCUGUUGAAUCCUAAGGUAACGCGAUGCCUGGUAAAAUAAAGGUGAAAAUAUUAGCAGGCCGUAAUCUGCCUGUUAUGGAUCGUUCCGGCGACACAACCGAUGCAUAUGUGGAACUAAAGUUUGGCAAUAUAACGUAUAAGACGGAUGUGUGCAGAAAAUCUCUGAAUCCCCAGUGGAAUUCUGAGUGGUAUAAAUUCGAGGUUGACGACGCUGAAUUGCAAGACGAGCCGUUGCAAAUCAGGCUGAUGGAUCACGAUACGUAUUCUGCGAAUGACGCGAUAGGCAAGGUUUACAUAAACUUGAAUCCACUAUUGUUACCUGGUAUGCUACCUCCAGUAAAAAAUAUUUGGACUCUGGAGGCAGCUAUGAACACAAGUGCUGGCUCACAAGGAUCAGUUAUGACCGGAUGGAUACCUGUGUACGACACAAUGCAUGGCAUACGCGGCGAAGUGAAUAUUAUUAUCAAGGUGGAGUUAUUCUCCGACUUCAACAAGUUUAGGCAGUCCUCCUGCGGAGUGCUAUUUUUCUAUUCGCCAAAUAUACCGUACGGAUAUCACGCCCAGAUGAUACAUGGGUUCGUGGAGGAGCUUGUGGUUAGCGACGACCCGGAAUAUCAGUGGAUCGAUAAAAUAAGAACUCCCCGUGCGUCGAACGAGGCGCGCCAGACGCUGUUUUUCAAGUUAAGCGGAGAGGUCCAGAGGAAGAUCGGAUUGAAAGCACUGGACCUCGGUGGAAACGCUGUGAUAGGGUAUCUGCAAAACUUCGAUCUGGAAGGCGAGUCCGGUAUCGUCGCGAGAGGCAUUGGUACGGCGGUCACGCUCGUAAAGCUGCACGAUGUUCUCGGCUUCCCCUGCGACAGCGUCAACAUCGAAGAGAGUGCCGCGCUCGCGCUUCCUCCACGCACUAAAACCGAGCCUCCCGACGACAGCGCGCUGCUGCUCUUCACUCCCGUUCCCGCUUCUUACCCUUUGCGCAUACCGACGAGACUCGCGGACAGGACGCGUCUCCCGUUCUCCCAUGCCAAGUCCUCGUGCUCGCUAACGCGCUUGGAGACACCCGGACACGCGACGCACAAGAGACCCCGCAUCCCCUUCUUCCGCUCCAACACCUCGAGCACCCUCAGCCUGAGGACCUUCGGCGCUCCUGAACCCACCACGCCGGAGUGUCUGAUCGACGAGACGGUGAAAUCUCUGCGCACGAUGCUGGCUCCGCCGGAAGACUCCACCAGGAGGCAGUCGCCCAACAACCGGCUCUCCAGACAGAUCCGAAGCCUUCGCGACAAAUUCGACCCGGUCGGCGAGGAGAACUGCCUCGCCGACCCGGUCCGAUCUUUCAUCGUGAGCGUGCGCAACCCCACGCCGAGGGAGCCGAGAAGCCUGAAGGAAACGAAGGCCGGUAAGGUAAUGGCCGCGUUGCUCAUCGGAUCCAUACAGACCAUGCCUCUGGUGAAGAUCGGCGAGUCUAUCGUUGCCUCCAGCAACGAGCAGCCCCGCGACGAAGAGAGUAAAUUCUGCUGCGAGGAAGAAGCCGGCGACGUCAAGACCCAACUCGAGCAGGACGCCUCGUCGUCGACCGGCGAGACCGAGGCGUCCUCCUUUGACGAAGAAGACAGCCCGGACGACGACUCGUCGGAGGACAACACCAGCUACAACAUCCUGCACGAUUCGAGAUACUCGCUCGACGGGUCCGACGGGGCGGGACGCUCGCCGAGCACCCACCGGAGAAACGGGACCCGCUCCACCCUGCAGGUCGACUCGGACGUGCCGGGGGGCACAGGGAGACCCGACGAGAUCAUCCCCAUCAUCACCGUGGACGUCCACGAGAGCUGCUCGGAUGUCGACGCGUGCCGACUGUUACCGAGCGACGAGGAUGCCUCGCCGGACGGGUCGCGCGACCCGACGGACACCGACGGUCCCCUGUCAUCCGUUGAUCAGCCGCGAGACGUCCAAGACGCCUCCGCCAAGUCGAGCCUGAGGGUGGAGGAGGACGAGCAACGCGGCUCGUCCCAGGAAAAGACGCACCGUGUGCAUCUCACGCGGCAUCAACGAGAUCUCUGUCGGGCGCGUAGCCUGCCCACGCAGGCAGAGAGGCGAUCGGCGCGACCCGGUGAAUCCCCGUCGCUGGACGAGAAGAAGGACGCGCCGCGGAGGACGACCGACGCAGCUUCGCCACGUCACGGGGAAAGGCGCUCCAGGCUGACCUCGGAGAGGCAGAGGUGCAUGUUGGACCUGAUCAGGUUGAUCGACACGAAGAUGAUGGCUGAGCGCGCGUCGACGCGCCGCGUCAAGAGAGCCGUCUCGUUGAGGAGCAGACGGAGGAGGCGCGAGAGGUCGUCUCCUUCGCGCGCGUCCACGAGGAGACGCCAUCAGGAGAGGGACGCUUCCUUCCGCGUGCCCCGCGUCUCCUCCACCCCCGACUGCCUGUCCUCGGGCCACCGUCCGGUACCCUCGUCCCGCCCCCGUUCCUGCGGCUCCUCCCUCCCCAGCUUGGCCGACUGUCGUCGCCACCGUCGUCAUCACCAUCAUCACCACCGACGUCAUCAUAAUCCUCCUAAUCAUACGCGCACACCAGCCGGCUCGAGUCGAGCGGACGACGCGUCCGAAAUCUCGAAGAGACCGCUCGAGAGCCGCAGCGACGUGUCGCCUAACGCGGCCAGCGAACCGACCGCGAGCCGCGACGCGGUCGCGAUACGCAAAUGCAGUAGCGUCUGUAAUCUAGGCGAAACAUUAUGUCACAUCGAUCACACCGAGCCCACUAACACGGCUAAUAUGACUUACAACUCGUGUGUGUCCCGUCCUUUCCCCGAUCUUAGGCAGCAGGACCAAGAGGCGGCGUCCUCGAUCAGCCCGUCUUAUCCGCUCCCGGCCGUCCCGUCCGUCGCGGCUAAGGUCUCCCAGUCGCCGGCGAGCAGAACGCUCGCCAGCGUGCCGCUUCACAGGAGGUCGAGCGAUUCCGACUUGAGCGUCACUCCGAAAGGUAACUCUCUUGGCAACAAUGAUAGAUCGAUGGCAGCACCGUUAAGGACACCGGCCGCGGUAGUUAGAUCCAUGAACCAGGACACCUUGGAAAUGUUAGAGUACCCGUUCAUUACCAUGCAACACUAUCCGCCUGGCUUCAUACUACAUAUAGGCGGUCUGGUGAGCUCGAGAUCGGUGAAGCUGCUUGAGAGGAUAAGCAACCUGGAGGAGCCGGAGGGCCGUGACGCUUGGUGGACCGAGAUCAGAAUGGAAGUUAGAUCACACGCGAGAGCGUUGGCUUGCAACGUAGUUAUAGGCUACAAAGAAGAAACCAGUAUAUGCGACGACGUGUGCGUGUUGAGCGCCUCCGGCACGGCGGCGGUCAUAAACCUGCACAAUUCGGCCCAGGAACCGGACGGGGUAGGUAUGAACAAGCUCCAGCUGGGCACGGCGGCCUCGGUGGACUCGGAUCGCGAGAAAGGCCAGCUGAAGCCGGCGGCGACGAAGACGGAGAAGGCCGACGGCGAGACGCCGGUGGCGAAUCACUCGGAACGGCAGAGCGGCAAAGCGUGCAGGCACUCUUCGGAGAACAACGAUCACGAGGGGCCUUGCGGCCAGGCUCAGUUGCGGUGUAACCUCUGCCACUUGCCGUACAGCGAGAAGAGCGUGCCGUUCCGCGUGAACGUGUCGAAGUGCGCCGUAUGCAAGCGCGCCCGGGUGCCGGACGUGAUGUUCACGACGAUCGAAGUGCCGGCGAACAUACCGACGACCGGCAGGGGUUGCUUCAUCCAGGCGACCGUGUGCAAGAACAAGAAGGACCUGCGGGGCGAGCUGAACGCCAAGGAGAUAUCCGACUGCCUGCCCUUCCUGGAGUACGAGCUCCACAGUCUGCUGCUGAACAAGCUCCGGAUGAAGGGCAUGAACGCGAUCUUCGGCCUCAGGCUGCAGGUCUCCGUGGGGGAGCGUCUGAUAAUCGGUAUGGCGGUGGGCACCGCGCUCUACCUUACGGCGUUGCCGCCGCCCAUCGUCCCGAAAAUAGCGUCCGGUAAUUCGUGGCACAACGACGAGCAACUGGCGGAGAUUCAAAAGUCCAUCGUGGAGACGGUGAAGAAGAAUCGGGAGUUUUAUCACCUGAAGCCCACCGGCGAAGCAGAAAGCGCACGCAUCACGAGUACUUCCGAUACGGACGAGUCGGACGAGGACUUACCGGAACUUGACCUCGGAAUGGGUACGCGUGACACCUGCGUCUUGGAGGUGGACGACAUCGAGGACCUGGAUCGGAUAUCGUCGUUGAUGGACGACAGGCCGCCCGACGACUUUCACGUGGUAAACACGCAGACGAUUCCCGGCCUGGAGGAUUUGGAAAUCGUCCGAAAUUUGCAGAUGUUUACGCAAGUCUCGAGGACGAAGAUUCCCGCGGGACAGUCCGCGACGAUGCCGUCCAAGUUCUUCGCCCGAUUACUUCAGUCCUUAUGCUUUAAGCUGAGGAGGAUGGUUCCCUGCGCGCUCUGCGAUAUGCAGUUCAGAGUAGCGCUACCCGAGCAGGAUGAGAUACAAGUAACCGUCGUCGGCAUGGCGCUUGGACUGGGAGAACCCCUGAGAACGGACAGAUACAAAAAGAAAAUCGUAUGUCGUUCCUUGAGCAAGGAUCAAGUGAGGAAGUCAGAUGACAGUGAUAUGAUAUUUAGCCUAGAUGAGGAUCACGUGGAUAAUAACGUCGCAUCCGACAAUGCGGUUCGCACUUGUGUGGGAAGCUUCGCAGUUUCAAACAGCGUUUCUAUGCAGAAGCCGAGGCCACGUUCGCCUUUACGUUCGAAGACGUUUGCGACUCACAGACAUAAACAUGUGCCUUUGAAAGGGAGAUACGGCGUAGACAUAACACCUUUAUCUUACCUGCCGGGUGGCAGGAUAGAGAGAUACCAAGGCAACUUAAAUUUCUUCUUCAUCCGCGAAAGUACAUCUAUACGGGAGAAUGGUGGACUGAGUGGUUUCACUCACAGUUUCGUAAUGGAAGUUCUCGCAAUCGUUCGCGCCCACAUCACAGCAUUAGGGGGUAACGCUAUGGUCGCGUUCUCAAUGACGCAGUGUGUACUUCUUCAUAGCCCACACAAAAAUCAAGGUCAGUGCCUGAUCAACGUAGGUGGCGAUGUGGUAACGGUAUCCUAUUACGCCGACGAGAAGCAUAGCGCUGUUUCAAAUUGCUGACCCCAGCCCCCCCACUCAGCGCCGCCAUAAACAACCGUCGCACUUGGCGAUCAAUCAUUUGAUUCAAUGUUUACCGACAUUCUCGUCAUACCCGAAUCCACGUGUCUAUACGUCCGUGUGUCUAUAUGUGUCCAUAUGCGCACACUCUGGUCACGAGGAUAUCAGCAGCAUUGUCACCUGCGACGCCAGCCUUAAUUGACUCCUAGCGCGCCUAUUAGCGAUACCGCAGUCGAUAUUCUUACUUAAUAAUAUAUUUUGCAGAUAAGAUAACCAAAUAUCAGUUUAUACAACGAAACCUCAUUCACGAGCUCGUGAAUUGGAAUUAACAGAAACAUCGUAUUUGUUUUAAGGAAAUCUUGCUUCUGAUAAGCAAGAGUGUAAAUUUAAAUUAAUUCUUUUUUUAGGUCAGAAGAACGUUACGAUUAGCGAAUCUUCUUAUCAGUGAGUAAGUCUAGGAUUCGUCAUUUUUCGUUUCUCAGAAACAGAUGUAUGUAUUCCAUUUUCGUUUAAGCAAAUGAAAAUGAUAGGAUAUGGUAGAGGUGCACCGCGUUCUUCGAAAUAUUAUUUACGUUAGCACUUUUACUGCCAUGAGCUGCCGUAUGGCGGCCUCCGUAUCACGUCACGCUGAAUCUCAAUUAACUGGUUACUUGGCUCUAAAUAUGCUCGUCAGGUUGUGAGAUUAUGUACAUAGUUCCAUCGUAUUUUCGAGACAUCGUUUUCAUGCUUUCUUAGUGAAUCUGACCGGCUGAUCGUUUCAAGUGUAAUCCUCGACUGUCACCGAGGUUGAUUGAAUUGAUGGGGAUUUAAUUACCGGAAUAAUUAAAAUGGUCUAAGAAAGGGAAAGGGUAUAUAUAUCGGACCACAUUGUUCUAGAUUCAAAUAUCGUGAGAGCCAAAAAUGAUCUUUCUUUCUCAGAACGAUCGAGUUCGAAUCAAUCUCUUUUAGAAUUAUGCGAUAGAAUUAUGCUAAAGGCAAUCACAUUUGCAGAAUAUUAAGCGAAUUAUUUAGUCUGUUAGGAAACUCGAAACACCUCGGUCACUAGGUGCCUUUAAAAUCAUGCGGAGAGAGUUCCAUACGUAGAAUAUUCUGCGUUAUGCAGGAUAUUCAACCAAUAGACUUAGCGUAUCAGAGGAAUGGUAGAAUUCUGGUUGUGACGACACCCUCGAAGCAGAAUAGAUUUUUAAUACUACACUUGGUCACGGUGUUCUAUCAUGAAUUUCACGAAUCACUUGUAAAUACAAUGAAAAUGGCCUUCUCGUCAUACAUUGUUCUGCAACUGUUGCAUACGUAAUAGGUUGGGAAAUAAGCAUGUUUCUUUUUAUGGUAAUUAACAAAGUAAGUGAAGCAGAAAUGACGGAACGAUAUUGCAUGAGAAUGCGUUUUGUCGGUUUAUGUAAUAGGAAGAACAUUAUAGUUGUAAAUAUAAUUCUGAAUAUUGAGUCAUAUUUGUGUCUCGGUUGGACAACACGCGAUCGUUGCUCGAGUAGUCAAUACGGCGUAAAACACGACGAUAAAAUUUUGCGUGCAAAUGCCUAGAUAAAGAUUUUUACACAUAAUGAUGUAUUUUGCGGCUUACAUAUUGUAUUCUAAUUUGUUCUUCCAAUUGAGAACUACACGAAAAUUUGUUUGACGUGAUAGUUAAAUGUUUAUUCAGGUGAUCAAACUCUAGUCGAAGUUGCUCUGUUUGUGUUUUUUUUUAAUUAAUUUUAAGAAUAUUAUUUGAAUUGCUUAAGUUAUUCCGCUAAACUCAACACACAUACACACACACACACAUAUUGAGAGAGAGAGAGGUAUAUAUAUUAAUUUACAGAGUGAUGAGAAAGCUUGGAAUUUCGUUACUUAAUAACGGAAACAUACAAAACCUUUAGGGACGUCACUCCGACUGACUUUAAGUGUAUUCUGCUGCGCUUGAAUGCAACGGUUAAGAAAAUUAUUACAUCGGUUUUAUUUAAAGUUUGUUUUCUCUAAUAAAAAUUUGCGAAAUAUUUAUCACCGUUUUAAUAUUUUGCAUUGUGCCAAAGUUUGUUAAUAUCGAAGACGUAUCUCACGAUACUACUAUCUAGUGCUGUCAAUUUUGACUAAGUAUCCGAGUAUCCGAGUCUUUCAGUGACUGAUUUUGCGGCUAAUUUCAGAUGUUACAAAUUCUUGACUUUUCUAAUAGAUAAUAAUGUUUGAAAUUCGCCGUAUUUACUCAGAUACCGAAAGACCCGGGUAUCCGGGUAGUCAAAUUUGACAGCGUCGCUGUUGUAUUCAAUAUUACAAAAGAAGCUCAAUGAAUGCCCGACUAUUCAUGUAGCGAUUAGACUUAGUGAUUCGACUGUUGCGAAAUAACAUAUAUAGAUAUAAUAAGUAAGAACGUAAAAGGAGAAGACGCACACGAAGGUUAAAGCGCAAUUCGUGUCGAAGAGUGCACGUUAAAAAAAUCUAAAGUACAAAAUAGAAGGUAAACUGAUGUAUGACAAUUAACGUGCAUGCGUGUACUUAUGUACUUAUAAAUUACUUGUACCACUUAUAAACUACUUGACGGACAACCAAGAAGAAAAUGUUCUCCUCCCUUAGAACAUACGUUUCUUCCUAAUGGAACGUUAUGAUUUUUCUUCCACCUCAGGUAGAGCGAAUUUCGCCGGUCUUACUAAGAACAAAAGAAGGGCGAGAAACUCGCUGUAAAGUUUAAUGUACAUAAAUUAAUGUACGUAAAUUGAAUAAUCUUAAUAAAACAAGGAUGAAAAGAAAUGUGGAAGAGCUGUACGCAAUCACGGAGGCCGGAGAACCUCCGUUGGACGAAUUCUUCGUAUCCGCUUCCGCCGGCAAAUUCCGUCGCGCACGAGCGUCCCAGCGGUGCGGCGCCGCGAAACCGCAUUUCGCAACGGUAUUUGCGCAGGUGGAAGCGAGAUAAAUUGCGCGCGCGACGGGAAUAAAAUACGAGUUGCGAAAUGCACGACGCGAAAUUGGGACACGUUUUUACCCAGCGCGCUCGCUCGCUCGUACGCGCGAUAAAGGCUACUUAGGAUGCCGUGGAAGGGUCGACGAAGGGGACGAACAAAUAUUGCCGCACGGGUAAUUGCCGAGACGACGGCGCUACAUCAAUCUCCGGGAGCCGCGGGACGAAUUCGAGAAGGACCCCGAGUUCGAAUGUCCGUGCAUUUUACGCGAGCAAGCCAUAUAACUUGCAUGCCUAGAAGACAUCUCAGAGACGUCGUUCAGACACCUUAUUGUCUAAGACGUCUUUAUGCUCGCCGGGAGAGAAUUUAUUUCGAGGGCGACGUCCAUUUCUUCAUUCGGAUGCCAAUAUGCUAUUCGUAACUUUGCAUAUAGUCAACAAUUCAAGGUCAUUUCAAGGUCAAUUUCAUUUUUUUUCUGGAAUCACCUAGUUUUCUUUUUAACACAAAUCGAUUCUUCUGUUCAUAAUAACACUAAAAGUCUUAGUAAAAUUCAGAAAUUGUAACUUUGCCGUUACAGUUUCUAGCUAGCCGUAAAAUUUACGAGAAAUCGUAGAUAUUUACGAGAGAUUGAUAUACGGUAGGCAUAGAAUUGCUGAUUUAUGCAUAAGUUCUUACAAGUCUUACAAGAACAAGUCAUGAGUCUUACGAUUCUACUUAAAAUAGCAUUAAAGUCACUGUUUUAUGUCUCCUUCGAGAUCUUACAAUUUUUGUCUGAGAGAUUUCUUAUUUUGCUUGGUUGAAACAAUAUUCAAGGUGCUCAAAUUAGGUAAGAUAUCCUGUCAUAUGAUUAAGUUACUUCGUAUUGCAGUAAUAAAUCAGAUGUUGGUUAAUCGAUUUAGCGAAACGUAAGUUUGUUGUCUUUUUUAUACUGAAUUUUACGAAGUAAAGUUUAAUGCGAAUAUUACACGUUAUUAUUAUAUUCCCGCAGUUGAUAUCAACUCCGGUGAUUGCUGAAUUACACAAUUCGAUGUUUUAUGCAAUGGCAAAUUUUUCUCGUUUCAUUUACAUGUAAAUAUCGUGAUAUAUUUGAAUAUGACUCUGUCAUUAAUAACAAUAUUUAUGAGAAGUGCGCGUCCCAAAAACAUAGCACGCAAAGUUUCGAGAAAAAAUGAAUUUAUGUAUGACCUUUUUUUUUCCUGGGUCCGUAGAACGAUAUACGUUAGAAAAAAAUAGCUCACUGGAAUGACAGAGUGUUUAAUAUUCAACUUGAUAAUAUUUUCAAUUUUAAUUGAAAUUUCUAUUUAAAUUCUUACCGACCUCGUACAGCUAGUUCCUGAUACUCGAUCUGUUUGUACGCUUCAGCGUCUCUCAUCCUCGCUUUCAUUCAUCAGCGACUAGCUCGAUUUCCGCAGGAUACUUCGAUCGCCGCCGGAAAUUGAGCCGAUGAGAAUUAGCCUCGAAGCUCGAAGAAUUUUUCUCGAAGUUUUCGAACAAAUCAUCGCGUCAUUUGGCGCGCAAAUUACAUUUCGCUGCGCUACAUCAGAUAAAGAAAGAAGUAAUUUUUGCACACACCUCAUAUACAUAUGUGAUACCAUGGGUCUUAAGUUGAUGCUAAUUAGUUAUAAAUUUCUCUCUUCGUUUCUAUUUGUAGACGCACAGUCACGUAAUCUAAUCCAUCGCGUUAUUGCCGAGCAAAUAUCGAGCGAAAUUGGUAGUCAAACAAUGCCGAUAUGUAUCGCAUCGCAUCACAAUGUAAUAAAUUGGAAGUCUUCUUUCGUUACGCCGAAAAGACUCGCGAUAUCUCGCUAGAAAAUAGGAAGGGAUGGUGGUAGACCGAAGAUAGGAAGGGAUGGUGUAGAAUAACCAACAAGUAUGUUCUGAGAGAAUCGAUUUAUAUAUAUAUAUAUGUAUGUGUUGUAUGCCAUAUUAUACCUGUUAUAAUAAAUAUAUUGUUAUCUCACGAUGUGUACAUACGUGCAAUCAGUACAUAUCGUCGAAUCGACCGUCGUAUCUUACAGGUUUCGUCCGUUCCGUGUGUGAUAAUACAUUCAUAACGUUGCGAGUAUAUUUAACGAGUAAGACGUCGAGACGUUUGAAAGUGAUGCUAAUGGUCUCUCAGGGCGGAGGCCUCCUAACGGAACAUUUGGCACGUAUCUCCGGCAUCGGAAUACUCUCGAUCAGACGCAAAAGAUGCUCUUCGCGGUGAUAUUCGAUUAGGACGUCCUAGAGUGGUGGGAGACAUUCGAAGCGAUUCCGCGGAUCGCGCCGCGGAAUCAUCGUCAAUUUAUAAAAUAAAUUUGCGCGCGAGCUCGUCACCAUACAAAACCAUCUACUUUCUCCCGUUGGCGGAUAAUACGGUCGUUAUCUUCGCGGGCGGCGCGAAGAUGAGCGUGAUUAAUUGGAAAUAGUAGUCGCUCGCGAAAACCGACACGGCACAACUACGUUCUUACGCACGCGCGUAAAGCCGGUGAUGCAAAGUCAAACCGUAAAGAACUAGUUGAAGCAAGACGUGGAAUUAAUAGACUCGAUAUACAUUUACAUAGAUAGAGCGCAAGCUGUUGUAUUUGCGAUAUAGUUCUUAUUUACGUGUAACGAGCGAUAAGAAACAAAUUAAAACGCUUCAGUACUGACCAGCCCACCAACCUAAACCGGAUUAGCGUUGCUGUGUAAACGCAACGUUUAUUGGUCAAGUUUCCAUCGAAACCUUCCGUCCGAUUCUGCCUCGCAUCUAAUGUCAUGCCU